Corticium candelabrum is the source of this 2745-nucleotide messenger RNA. RefSeq lists its product as uncharacterized. Bases 1 to 2745 code for a protein of 914 amino acids. NCBI's taxonomy places the organism in Eukaryota, Metazoa, Porifera, Homoscleromorpha, Homosclerophorida, Plakinidae. The transcript is spliced from 8 exons. The record is from RefSeq and is a predicted model, not a curated record.
AUGAGCGCCGGACUGGAAGCAGUCGCGUUGGCGUGGGGAGAAAAGGUGAUCUCCAGCAGGCGCGGUAACGUGGCGGUGAGCGUGAGGCCUACCUCGCUUUACAGCGUGUCACCACCUCCGGAUGCGACUGAAACUUUGCGAGAUAAUGUUUGCGUCACGUCAGAGUCGUCCGUGUCGGGAGAGAGCGCUCCGCUAGUGCGAACAUCUAGCAUCGAUCGAAGGUCAAUCUCGCGCGAGAACUCGUCUGAACGUAGCCUAACGAAUCUAUCACUGACGGACGGAGCCGUCAGACCGAUGAGGCGGAACAGCAGGCGACUCAGUUUCUAUAGUCUAUUCUCCACGCUGCGACAGAGUUCACGAAGCGACCGACAUCCGUGGGAUAGUUGGACGGUGCUCGACGGAAUGGCUCAGCGGCGAGACGUUUUGGGGUAUGGAAAGGAGCUGUUGAGACUACAGAAACGGGAAGACAUGCUGAGAUCGAAGCACGCGCUCGAGCCGCUGCUGACGGCUUUGCGAAUCGAGACGGAUGAACUUGGACGUGGCAGAGAGUCGUACGUUAUUGAGAAUAGGUUGACAUUGAAGGAAGCGACGGUGUUUGUUCCAAUGUUGGACGGUCGUUACCCUCCGCCGUUUACUCUCCGUCAACUGAGCGUCGGUUCGUGUGUGAAACUGUCGACCGGUGUGAACACGCGACGCUCGUCGAUAAUCGACGCAUUUGUUCACGUUUCUGUUCAGUCGAUUCAUCAGUACACGACGGGCUCUCUGCUGAGUGUAACUCGUCGUCUAAUAACGUCGAUCAGAACACUCGAAAACAAGAGGUCGUCGUCGUCCGAAAGCUCGCUUGGCGCACAGGAAAUUCACUUGGACUCUCAAUAUUUGCACCCGUUUCUCGUAGACAGUAGAAGAAACGAAGAUAUUGAGGCUAGUGUAUUCACAGUUAGACAGCGCCGACCGGACACGUUUACGGAUGUCUUGCUAAGUCUAGCGGAAGCGUCGAGAGAACGAGAGAAAUCGAUGGAAGAGACACGCGGCGACGACGUACAACUUGAGGAUCGAGGAGACGGAGAUGGCAGUGCGGGCGAUACAUUACGAGGCAAUUUGGCGACGGAACGAGACGUUGUCAUUACCAUCGACACGUCACAAGACGAACAGCGCGCCAGUUUAGACUCCGAGUUACCUCUCCUUCCCACUGCGAGCCCCUCGUCUUUCGACUCCGUCAGUCCACUCCGACCGCUCGUCGUUUCGAAUCCGAUCGGAUCGAUCUCCGAGUCUCAGUCGAUACUCAGUGAUGCUCGGCUAAAUACGGACGAGUCGUUAGGCACCCGUCAGCCUCCUUGGGGGAGUAUGGCGCCGUUGAGUGAGAUGAGACAUGUAACUCUUAGUUCGUGUGACGACGCGACAAUAUCGUCUGUGUCGCCGUCGUUGAAGCCGCUGGGUUUGCGCGGCGAGGGAGUCGGAGAGUCGAUACACGAUCUGAACGACGUCGGAAUCGAUGAGGAAGAGGAGAGAGAGUGGCAGGAGGUGGCGUCUCGUGCCAAGUUGACGUCGCAGUCGGAGGCGUUCUCGACCGUGUCGCUCAUGUUUGCCGUCGAGAGCAUUUGCGUGACGUUCGCAAUCGAGGAUAUCGGCGCCGUCGUCAAUGUUAACGACGCGAACGCGUGGUUGACCGUGAAGAGAAACACGGAAGGCGACGAUCGGUCGAGUUCGACGUCGGAUAAUCGGCGGCUCCGCACGUUUGCAACGACGAGUUUUGGGGGAGUUGUGCCGUCGAUAACGCUUGCCGUCAACGAUCAUCUCAAUACAAAGGGUAGCACGUUAGUGGUUGUCGAUGUGGAGAACACGCAGGUUGUCGUUACGAACGUGGCAAACGGCAAAUGGCAGCAGACGGUAGUUGGCGUGGAUACCGUCGGGGUGGACAUCAACUUUCUUCAAUCUGUUGUCGCUCUGCACACGGCAAUAGAUCGCAGCUUCCCUAUGCUCAACAGAGAGGCACAAUCGAUGAUGGACAUCACAGGCAGAGAGUCUGGUUACGACGAGGUCGACUCACCCGUGCUGGAUACGAGGUGUCGUCACAAAGUGGUGGUGGAGGGAAGGUUGCCCAAGAUUGCCGUGUCCGCUGUGUUGUUGCCGUCGCUGUCGGCGAGUUAUCGAAUUAGUCGCUUGGGGUUUGGACUGACGGCGGAAGAGAUCACGUCGUUUACGGCUGCUGUGGUGAAUCAAAGGUUGGAGUUUACAUCGAAGGUUGAACUGGAGAUGGGGACACUUCCAUCUGUCGGUUUGCCAAACGUUUCUAUUGCCGGCCAGAUGUCUCCAAUAUCUGCAAUAGAAACGGCGGCGCUUUCCGACGAGCCUGUCGUUUCGCGCGCUGCUCGUCGGCGCGGCUCCGUCUCGCCACGUUUCGACGUCGACGUCGACAUCGACAAGAUCGCUGUCACGCUGACGACAGACAUGGUCAAACAUCUCGCAGUCAUUCAGAGCAAAUUCGUGCGAGAAACGGCCGACAUUCUGAAGGAUCUCGGAAAUAUUGGAUCUCAUAUUGCAGGCGAUUACUUACCGUCGGAUACGGACGAUGCGACGAAGGAAGAUUUGCCUUGCUUUUGUGUUCAAGUCAACUUACAGUCGUGCCGACUCCCGUAUGACACUCUAAACGGCGGGAACCACUUUAGGACUAGCACAAGCACACCUGGUUCAGACAACGGGCUUGCGUACAGGGAUGCCAAAGUUGCGUACAGUGUAUACGCAUAA